ACUUGGGAGGAGCGUGCCUCCGGUCCCCGCCCUGCUAGGAUUCCCCCACCCGCCCAGUCCGGACUGCGCAGGCGCAGGCGGCAGAGCGUCCAGGCAGAGUCCGAGAUCGCUCCCUGGACAUCACCGCUACUUCCAGACCUCACCAUGGGCCGAUCCCGGCUGCAGCUGCCGGUCGUGCUCUGCUUGAUGCUCGGCGCGCUCGUGUCUUCUUCGGGGUCCUCCGGCGUCCUCAAGCGAGGCCCCUUGGUGACGGACAAGGUCUUCUUUGACAUGAAGAUUGGAGACAAAGAUGUGGGUAGAAUUGUGAUUGGCCUCUUCGGAAAAGUUGUACCCAAGACUGUGGAAAAUUUUGUGACUCUGGCAACGGGAAAGAAAGGCUACGGGUAUAGAGGAAGCAUGUUUCAUCGUGUCAUCAAGGACUUCAUGAUUCAAGGAGGGGACUUCACUGCAGGAGACGGCACCGGCGGUACAAGCAUUUAUGGCAAGACAUUUCCUGAUGAGAACUUUAAACUGAAGCAUUAUGGCAUUGGCUGGGUCAGCAUGGCCAAUGCUGGGCCUGACACUAACGGCUCCCAGUUCUUUAUCACCUUGGCCAAGACCACCUGGUUGGAUGGUAAACAUGUUGUAUUUGGAAAAGUCCUCGAUGGGAUGACGGUGGUGCACUCCAUAGAACUUCAAGCAACCGAUAAGAACGACCGCCCACUUACUGACUGCACCAUUGUCAACAGUGGCCAGAUAGAUGUGAAAACGCCCUUUGUGGUUGAGGUUCCUGACUGGUGACACAAAUGACAGAAAACAAAGAACAUAAAAUCCAUGUGUGCAUGUGUCUGCUGUCCACCAGCUAUCUUGUUACUUUUUAAAAAUAUCCUCUCUUAAUUUCCAAGUCCAGAUCACAGGAAAGAUCUAAAAAUCAACCACACAGACAGGUGGCACACACCUGUAAUCCCAGCACUUGGGGAGUGGAGACAGGAGGAUCAAGAGUUCAGGAUCAGCCUUGGCUACAUAGUGAAUUUAAAGCUAGUCUGAUCUAGAAGAGACCCUAUUUCAAAAAACUAUAACAACAACAACCACUUACUCAAAGUUUAGUGUGCACAAAUUUUGGUAAAUCAUCUGCCUAGCCACUUUAAAUUGAAAAGACAUAUCCCUUUUCUCUGAUAGUGCUAUUUUUAAACCAGUAAACUUUGUAUUGGAUAUUUAUUUUUAAGAACACUGUCUAUUUGUUUAAUUUUGCUCAGUUCAUUCUAAUCUCCAUGUUGAGUGGUGCUGAAGGUUUGUUUGAGAAAGGUGACAACUUGAUGUUUGGUUUUCUGUGUUUAAGCAAUUGUUUUCAGAUAAGGGAAAUCUGAGUAGGAUCAUCUGUGAUAUAUCAUUGGAUUUUGGUGCUUUGAUGUUCUUUAUAUUAAAUACUUUUUAUAUGAAUUAA
This is a messenger RNA of Nannospalax galili (Upper Galilee mountains blind mole rat), 1423 nucleotides long. It is a transcript of the gene Ppic, whose product is annotated as peptidylprolyl isomerase C. Lineage: Eukaryota; Metazoa; Chordata; Mammalia; Rodentia; Spalacidae. Gene Ontology annotation, molecular function: peptidyl-prolyl cis-trans isomerase activity. The annotation marks the transcript as partial. The record is from RefSeq and is a predicted model, not a curated record. The transcript has 5 exons. Gene Ontology annotation, cellular component: intracellular membrane-bounded organelle. Gene Ontology annotation, biological process: protein peptidyl-prolyl isomerization; protein folding.